AUGCGGUGCCCAAUCCCGCAAUUUGUCCUGUACUCGUCUAGCUGCUGCAACACCCAUCUGCACUGGGACCACUCGUCUAAGCCCGGUCCGGAAUGCGGGCUGGUGUCCCUAUGCGGCCUGUGCGUCCAGCCUGCCUUUGCUGCUGUGCUGGCUGGUGCUGUGCCUGGUCCCUCUGUGCCUCCUCCCUUGUCGUCUCUGCCCCUCUGUCCUCUCCCCCACCCACCUGCCUCCUCCCAUCUCCUCUCCCCAAACCCAAACCUCCCCGCACCCUCGCCCUAUCCCCCCCCUCCAUACCCUGCCCUUGCUGGCCAUCCCGCUGCUGCCCCUGCUGUCCCCUCUCCUCUACCCCACUCGCCGGCCUCCCCUGCCCCUGCUGGACCUCCUGUUGCUGGCUGGCCUGCUCCCACCGACCCUCCUGCUGUUGCCCCUGCUGACCCUCCUGCUGAUGCCCCUGCUGACCCUCUUGCUGCUGCUCUUGCUGUCCUCUCUCCUCUCCCCUACUGGCCUGCCCCUCUUGCCAUGGCUGACCCCCCUGCUGACGUCGCUUCUGUUGCUGUCUCCUCUCCUCCUCCCAGCCAGCCUGCCCCUGCUCAUCCUCACGCUGCUGCCCUAGCUGAUCCUCCUGUUGCUGCCCAUGCUGACCCUCCUGCUGCCGCCCCUGUUGACCCUGCUGACCUUCCUGGUGCUGCCGCUGUUGCCCUCUCUCCUCUUCCCUACAAACCUGCUGCUGCUGCCCCUGUUGGCCCUGCUGCUGCUGCUGCUGCUGUUGCUGCUGCUGCCGCUGUUGUUGUUGUUGUUGCUGCUGUUGUUGCUGCUGCUGCUGCUGUCCCCUCUCCUCUCCCCCACUGGUUAGCCCCUCAGGCCCCUGCUGGCCCCGCUGCUACUGUCCAUGCUGUCCUCUCUCCUCUUCCCUACGGGUCUGCUCCUCCUGCCCCAGCUGGCCUAGCUGCUGCUGCUGCGGCUGCCGCUGCUGCCGCCGCUGCUGCUGUCCCCCCUCCUCUCCCCCACUAG
Molecule: messenger RNA, 1011 nt
Organism: Closterium sp. NIES-65
Lineage: Eukaryota; Viridiplantae; Streptophyta; Zygnematophyceae; Desmidiales; Closteriaceae
Source: the annotation of a GenBank genome assembly